AUGGUUCAGAACGUUGGUCGCGGAAAUAAACAGCGUCUCCUGUCCGUCCUUGACGGCUACAAGCGAGAUCUGGAAGACGACGAGGGAAGUCGUACAGGAGGUGCCGAUGAAAUUAGUACAACUUCAUCACCUAAUGCUUUAGUUUCAUCAACUAAACAUGCUUUAGUCGAGCAUUUCGAGGACGAGGCGGAGGCAGUAGCUGACUUCGCAACGCAGAACGGAGAGGCAAAGAACCUCGUCAGCGUGAUAGAAGAACUAGAAAAUUCACGUGCGCACUCGGAGGACGAGGGCGCAUCUCAGGAUGUUGCUAAACCACAUGACCCAAACGACAAAAGGCAACAUUCCGACGAAGAAGAUAACUUCUUCGAAGUAGAAUCCAGCGUCUACACUGAUCCCUCUGGAGGCAAAAAUAGUGUGGAAAUCAGGAAACGAAAAGGUCAGGUGGAUAUGCCGAGUCAUGGAGAUUCUCGACGAAAAGACAAGGGCCUAUUAUCAAACAUUGGGAAUUUCGCCACCUGUAUGGAUGGAGAGGACGAAACAGGGUCUACCUGGCUGUCAAAUCGAAUGCUAGAAUGGCAACUGUUCGAAGCGCCUUGGAACGCUGAGGGGACGAAACCAUUUGCGACACUUCUUGGGUCUGGACGUUCCGGCGCCUUCAAAGGCGUAUCUCCUGUUGAAGACAAGAUUGUCCUGGAAAAGCUUUUGGCGUUACCGAGAGUUGCAACAGCACUCGAUGCACUGAAGCAGAAUGCGCAACUUCGUAGUGCGAAGAGCAGGAAUGCCUCGCCCACAUCUUCUACCACUGAUAGUGAAGAACAAUGCUCUCAACAAUAUCAAGUAGAAAAUACGUCUCUUCCCACGCACCAUCACCACUUGGCAAGGACUGUAGCUACCAAGCAUCGCUUAGAGCGAUACAAGAAUAAUAUCAUGAAUCUUUUGGUCCGCGGACGUACCUUGGAGUGGAACAAACGCCAGAUGUGCCGUUCCCUACCAAAGCUGGAUAUCGUUUUCGUUGCUGG
Messenger RNA from Amoebophrya sp. A25, 1019 nucleotides. The record is from the annotation of a GenBank genome assembly. NCBI's taxonomy places the organism in Eukaryota, Dinophyceae, Syndiniales, Amoebophryaceae.